AGAGGAAGAGGAAGAGGAAGAGGAAGAAGAAGAAGAAGAAAGUUGCAGAAGAUCGAGACAGGGAGAUCGAGAUGGGUCGAGGAAAGAUCGAGAUCAAGAGAAUAGAGAAUACUACCAACAGGCAAGUUACUUACUCGAAGCGACGAGGCGGUAUCAUGAAGAAAGCUCGGGAGCUCAGUGUUCUCUGUGAUGCCGAAGUUUCUCUCGUCAUGUUCUCCAGUACAGGCAAAUUCCAUGAAUACGUCACUCCCACCACAACAACGAAGAAGAUAUUUGAUCGGUAUCAGCAAACUUCGGGGGUCAAUCUCUGGCAGCCGCAUUACGAGAAAAUGCAAGAAAGCUUGAACAAGCUGAAGGAGACCAAUAAUAAUCUCCGGAGAGAAAUCAGGCAGAGGAUGGGUGAAGAUCUCGACGAUCUGAGCAUCGAUGAACUGCGUGGUCUUGAGCAAAAUAUGGACAAAUCCUUGAAGGUUGUUCGUGAUCAAAAGUAUCACAAGAUCCAGACUCAAACCGACACUUACAAGAAAAAGCUGAGGAACUCGGAGGAAACGCACAGGAAUCUUUUGCGCCAAUUUGACGAGAGAGAUGAAGAUCCAGACUAUGGGUUAGUGGACCAUGAAGGAGACUAUGAAACUGAGCUUGGAGUGGCAAAUGGAGGCGCCCAUUCAUUUGCUUUCCGCUUGCAACCAAUCCAACCCAAUCUUCAGGAUGGAGGAAUUUAUGGAUUCCAUGAUCUACGCCUUGCUUGAGUUGCAGUCUUCAGAGGUUACAUUACUUUUCAAACUUUAAUCUCUAUGUAUUUGGGAUAAAAACUGAAUCGAACUUAAGUAUAAUUAUGGUUAAAAAAUGUUUGAGCAUGUACUCAACUAAUU
This is a messenger RNA of Telopea speciosissima, 872 nucleotides long. RefSeq names its product agamous-like MADS-box protein TM6. Gene Ontology annotation, molecular function: protein dimerization activity; DNA-binding transcription factor activity, RNA polymerase II-specific; RNA polymerase II cis-regulatory region sequence-specific DNA binding. Bases 72 to 749 code for a protein of 225 amino acids. The transcript is spliced from 7 exons. Gene Ontology annotation, cellular component: nucleus. Gene Ontology annotation, biological process: positive regulation of transcription by RNA polymerase II. The record is from RefSeq and is a predicted model, not a curated record. Lineage: Eukaryota; Viridiplantae; Streptophyta; Magnoliopsida; Proteales; Proteaceae.